GGCUGGGGGGGCACACACUGGGCAGGCAGGAACAUGCUGCGCUCACUGGGGGGGCUCUGGGCCUUACACUCACUUGGGGGUCUCUGGGGGCUCUUCCUGCUAAGCAGCACAGCAGCCACCAAAGUUUGCCCCAGGCCGGUGGGAAUCCCGGGGGCUCAGUAUAAGCCGGAGAAGUUGGUGUAUGAGCCCGGCAACGUUGUGGUGUAUUCGUGCCUACCGGGGCUCCUCAGGCAGGGGGGGUACAACUGGGCCACGUGCUCCAGCGCCGGGGUUUGGAUCCCCGCAACCCUACUAUGUGCAAGGAGACAGUGCGCCCCGCCGGACCCCCUGGAGAAUGGAAACAUAACCUACGCAGAUAAGUUCCAAAGUGUCGCACACUUUUCAUGCAAGGAGGGCUUCGUACUGAUUGGUGCAAACAGCAGCGCAUGUAACGAGUCCGGCAAAUGGAAUGAGAGCUUGCCCACCUGCCAACCUCUGACCUGCCCCCCACCCCCCGUGCCCGCAUUUGCCCAGCUCUCCGACUAUCGGCCAAAUGAACGCAACGUUUCCGGGUACCAGGACACGGUGAGGUACGAAUGCCAGGCCCACUAUGCCAUGUUUGGCAAUGAUACCGCCACAUGCACUGCCAGCGGGAACUGGAGCCACGUACCAGAGUGCCACGAUGUGUCAUGUGAUCGGCCGCCCGAUAUACAAAAUGGCUUCUUGAGUUUCUCGCCCCAUGGGAAGUAUCGGUACCAGGAGACGGUGACUUACGGCUGCAAACCCGGCUACGUGCUGGAGGGCCCCCGGGUCUCCUCCUGUGAGCGGAAUGGGGACUGGUCGGCGAGGCCACAGUGCAGAGCUCCCUGCAGGGUGAAUAUAAAGAAAGCGACGGUUCUGUACAACGGCAGGAAGACCAACGUGGAGGACAUCGCCCACGGGACCAUCCAGCACGGCGACACCCUCACCUACUUCUGCAAGGACUCCAAGGGCAAAUGCGCCCACUUAACCGACAGCCACUGCCAGGACGGGGUAUUUACCGUGCCCGCCUGUUAUAAAGAACCCAAGUGGUUGUGGUCCACAGAACCCUCUAAACUUCCUGUCUGCUCUGACGCCUCGUAGGUCCAAAUGCUCCCCGAGCGGAACUUCAUCAGGGGUUUGGUUCUUUUAUAAUUGUCUCAAUAUGUAAUAAAAUAUAAAUAAAUAAAAAGAUAUAGAAAUAAAAUGACAACUUACUG
This is a messenger RNA of Xenopus tropicalis (tropical clawed frog), 1217 nucleotides long. It is a transcript of the gene apoh, whose product is annotated as apolipoprotein H. The transcript is spliced from 8 exons. Gene Ontology annotation, cellular component: extracellular region. The record is from RefSeq and is a predicted model, not a curated record. Lineage: Eukaryota; Metazoa; Chordata; Amphibia; Anura; Pipidae. The coding region runs from base 34 to 1101 and encodes 355 amino acids.